AUGGCGUGCCUCGUUGCUCCAGGAGCUUUCCGUUGUGCCGCUGCUGUCUCUGUGUCCCGCUCAGCAGCCGCAACUGCAGCAGCAGCUGCUGCUGCAGCAGCAGCAACCCCUGCUGCAUCUGUUUUCCCUGAUCCCUUGAGUGGCCGCUCUGCUGUCGAUGAGGCGAUUUUUAGUCACGGCAAAGACAGCAGCAGCAUGCCACGAGCAGCAACAAAUGCAGCAGCAGCAGCUGCUGCUGCUGCUGCCCUUGCUGCGAUGGCAACAGGUACUUUAAGUCUGAACGCGGACGGAUCGUCCUCAACUUCAGCAGCUGCAGCAGCAGAUUCGCAUGCAGCAGCAGCUGACCUUAUGUCAAGGCGAAGGGAAUGCUUGCUGCAGGCCUUGGGCGCAGCUGUCGAAGCAGCUCGCUGCCCCACUACGGACAAAGGCUGCGUUGCGGCUGCACAGGCUAAGUGGAUCAGCAAAUGUGCUGCCAGCCGCUCCCAGGCACAGCAGCAGCAGGGGCAGCAGCAGCGGCUGCUUCGCCUACAACAGAAACAGCAGCCCCCGCUGCAGCAGCUGCCCAGCAGCAUCUCGUUUCCGAGUUUAAUAUAUGACGCCGCUUCUUAUGGCUUGGAUGCAGCACGGUCGGGCUUGGGGUGUAUGUACAGGGGUGGAGUGUUCGCCGCUUGCUCUCUUAAGUCUAUUAUGAAUUACAGCCAGCGGAAACAGUGGAUCCCUCUAGGCCCGAAGUGGAGCGCAAGACUCAAGAAAUAUAAUCUUGCUAUGAAGAGAGCCGAUGCUGGUGGUGGUGGGGACUGUUUGUUUUUGUCUGUGGCUUUGGGGCUGAGCGGCAGCGGAGGCAGAAGCUACGGCGUUCAGGAGCUGAGACGAGCAGCAGCAAACAAAGCAGCAGGGAUCGAUGGAUGUGACCCUAAUGCAGCGUUUGCUGAUGGCGAGGAGGAAAAGUUUAUGGAGCGCCUGGCGGUGUUGGCCUCCAUAGAAGAGGGCGGGGACUGGGAAGAGAGCUGGUCGCCCAUGUCAAUUUUACACAACAAAGAUAUCUACGUGACUGCUCAAGGGGACUGCUUCGACGUGUCAACGCCCCUUGGGAAGGCCAAGGCGCUCCACUAUGAGCUGCGGCUGCCCGGGAACAACCACUGGGGAACAUCUGCAGACAUCUGCGCACUGGAAGAUGCUCUUGACGUGGGCAUUGUAGUGAUGGACGACUCGACAGGGGGUAUUUACCCCACAGGGUGCGAAGAGAAGAAGCGAAGCAAAUAUAUGUUCAUUUAUUACGUUGUAAGCCUCACUGCCACUCCUUAG
Messenger RNA from Eimeria necatrix, 1305 nucleotides. RefSeq lists its product as hypothetical. Lineage: Eukaryota; Apicomplexa; Conoidasida; Eucoccidiorida; Eimeriidae. The transcript has 5 exons. The coding region runs from base 1 to 1305 and encodes 434 amino acids. The record is from RefSeq and is a predicted model, not a curated record.